GUUAUGAAAAGCCUGUCUCUGAUACCCUGCCCCCGCCACAGACACAGCCUGGUGUAUGUCACAGCUUUGUACAAGAGCACUUCCAGGCACAAUAUAAGUCAUCUCUGACAUGCCCACAUUGUCUUAAGCAGAGCAACACGUUUGAUCCUUUUCUGUGCAUUUCCCUCCCUAUUCCUCUAAGACAGACGAGACCAGUGUGUGUGACUUUGGUGUUUAGCAGUAAAGGGCAGCGGUAUCUGAGAGUGGGGCUCGCUGUGCCUCUCUUCGGCUCUUUGGCUUGUCUGCGCCGGAUGGUGGCAGAUGAGGGCAAGAUCUCUCCCGAUCAGGUAAUAUUGACAGAGGUCUACACAACUGGUUUCCAGCGCUCGUUCUUUGAUGACGAUGACUUGACCAGCAUAGCAGAGAGUGACAUCAUCUAUGCCUUCCAGGCUCUGCCCCUUUACAUCAGGGGUGGAUCUGCACGAAUCUCAGGGUUGCACCACAGUCUUCCGUCCUCUCCGUACACCUCGUCUGGGCCCGAGGGUUACAGACUGGCUGCGUCGGGAGCGCUGUCCUCCGAGUUCCUGAACCAGGCAGACGGGAUGGGGAAGAUCUUGCUGCUGGUGUGUAAUGCAUCUGGAGCAGGACAGCAGGCAGUGAGAUUCGGUCCUCCGUUUCUGAUGAGAGAGGACAGGUCAGUGUCGUGGGCCCAGCUACAGCAGAGCAUCCUCAGUAAACUCUACUAUCUGAUGAUCAAUGGAUCGCAGGCACAUAAUUUCAGGGUGUUGUUCAAGAUUCGUGUUGUCGGGGGAUCUGCAGCUUAUAGCUACUUAAAUCCUCAAGACGGACGGCCGCUUUAUCACCCUGCUGUGGACAGAGCUCUAAAGCUCUGUGGCUCAGGUGGACCGCCGCAUGUGAAGCUCAUUGUUGAAUGGGAGCACAGAAUCAAAGACUGUCUGUUUGGUAACAUCCAAGAGGAGGUGGUGAAGGACUCGGAAAGUGUUCGUGCUCAACAACAACACCACGUCCAACAGCACAGCUGCACCCUGGAUGAGUGCUUUGAGCUCUACACCAAAGAAGAACAACUGGCCCCUGACGAUGCAUGGAAGUGUCCUCACUGUAAGCAGCUGCAGCAGGGCACGGUGCAGAUGAGCCUGUGGACUCUCCCAGACAUCCUCAUCCUUCACCUCAAGCGCUUCAGACAGGUGGGAGAGCGCCGUAACAAGCUCUCCACACUGGUGCACUUCCCCCUCACUGGCCUCGAUAUGGGCCGCCACAUGGUCAAGAGGAGCAGCUGUGCCCGACCACCGCCCGGCUGGAAACAACAGGCCCAUCAGCAGCCUGAAGCCAGCCGACACACGCUGACCUUCCUGUAUGACCUGUACGCCGUGUGUAACCAUCAUGGAGGCAUGCAUGGAGGCCAUUACACAGCAUACUGCAGGAACUCAGUGGAUGGUCAGUGGUAUGCCUACGAUGACAGCAGUGUUGAGCCGGUGCCUGAGGGGGAAGUGUGCACACGUGGUGCUUAUAUCCUCUUCUAUCAGAGACGAGAUGCCAUCCCAUCCUGGUCAGCUAGCUGCUCGCUGCAAGGUUGCUCUAGCUCCUCUACAUCAGACCACUGGCUCAUCCGACUGAACGCAGACAACAGAAUUUCAAAUUCAACUAGCAAGCUUUCCAGUUCAUCUUCAGCACCUGAGCCCCAAAUACAAAUUCUUUCUAUCGUCCAUGAGCCUCAAAAGGAAGACAAUGAUGUAGUUGAGCCAACGCCAUUUGUACGAAGCGUCCGGGGCCACAGUAUGAGUAUGCGCUACCACUCCAAAUCCAAGACGGGCCCAAGCAAAGUUCUUCCACUGCGCUGGUCAUUUGCAUCCAAGGACCGCAGAAAGCCCUCCAGCAUCGCGCCACAACCUGGAAACGACGAGCUGGUGGAGUAUCUCGAGUCCGGCCGGCGGCCUCGAUGCACCAAGGAGCCCAUAGUAAGUAUCGUGGCUAGUCCUUCACAGGUCAAAGCUCAGAUUCGCGAGGAUGAUUCUCUGAGUUCCCCGAGCUGUAGCAGUACUGUGGAGCGAUGUAGCUAUCAAGGUCCGGAUUCCCCCAGACUGCCCGAAGGCCAGAGCAGACCAGCAGCAGACCUCAACAGCAUCACAUCCGAUGGCUCGUUGGCCAAAAACCAUUCAAAAACCAGGCAGGAGCACAAAAGGACUCGAGCCAGUAAGUCGCUUCAAGGUUCCCCCAGUGCACUUUCCAAUGGUACUAGCAACUGUUCAUCUUAUUCCAUAGACUCCUCUUUAAAACAGCUACCAAACCAGCCGGCUGCGACUAACAGAACUCGUCCCAGCCAGACGCAGAUAGCCACAGGGGACAGCAGGAGUAAAGACAGUGCCACCAUCAGUACCACCCAAUUGAAGAAUGAGGUGGUUCACAGGAAAACGUUUUCCAGCAAGAGCUUGACCAAACUGUCACUAUCCAGUGGGGCUCCAAAUGGAAAGGGCACUGAGGUGAGGAAAACUUGCAUUGCUCACAAGAGCACCAGUAAUGCAGUUAACAACAGAGAAAAACAGGUUUGUUCAACCACAGCUGAUAUGAAACGAGCCCACAGCUCAUCCAAUAUUCAGAGCAAGCUAGAUAUGACUCUGAAAAGGACGCUGUCACUCCAAAGAAACGGUCCAUUGGUGCCGGCCCCCCAAAAAGGACCAGCUGUAGAUAAAUCCUCCUAUGCAACACUACAGAAAACCAGAUAUAGCAGCACUUCACUUGGCAGACAGAGACCUGUGCCUGAGUCCUGCUUCUGAUGGGUUUCAUCCUCACUGUGGAAAUAGUGUUUGUACUGUAAAGUAAAUAUGUUUUAUGCACAUGACAACAUUUAAAAAUUGCAUGCUGUUGCUCUUUUCCAAAAACUAGUGAGCAAUGAAAAUCAUUUUAUGCAUGUUUCCAACACAAAGCCUGGUUGAAAAGGCUUAAAACACCUAGUUUUCAUCAAAGGCAGCAGGUAGUCUUU
Carassius carassius (crucian carp) is the source of this 2977-nucleotide messenger RNA. Its product is annotated as ubiquitin carboxyl-terminal hydrolase 43-like. Bases 291 to 2771 code for a protein of 826 amino acids. Gene Ontology annotation, molecular function: cysteine-type deubiquitinase activity. The transcript is spliced from 13 exons. The record is from RefSeq and is a predicted model, not a curated record. Lineage: Eukaryota; Metazoa; Chordata; Actinopteri; Cypriniformes; Cyprinidae. Gene Ontology annotation, biological process: protein deubiquitination.